AUGGCAGAUCCCUUAGAACAUGCAACUGGAUUGGAGAAAAAAGAAUUGUUAGCAUUACAAUCUGGCAAUGAUGAUCCUUUCAAUAUGAAGGUAUUGAAGAAGGCUGCAGGAACCCGUGACAACCCCACACUUGUACCAUCAUGCUUUGAUGCUCGUAUUGUUGGAUGUAUAUGCGAAGAACACUCUACGAGUAUUAACUGGCUUUGGGUACACAAGGAACACCCUCGUCGCUGCGAGUGUGGACAUUGGUACAAAUUAAUUGAGAAGACACCAUUGUAA
Messenger RNA from Leptosia nina, 279 nucleotides. NCBI's taxonomy places the organism in Eukaryota, Metazoa, Arthropoda, Insecta, Lepidoptera, Pieridae. The record is from the annotation of a GenBank genome assembly.